AUGGGACAGCGCCGUACUGAUGCGAAGGAUCUGUCACCAGUCCCUGUGGCGAUCGGCAACCGCCUCGAGUUGGAGUUAAAGCGCAAGUCGCAGCGAGAUGAUGCCGAUGUUCAGCGAUUGGAAGCAGCAACGGACGCCGACCACAAGUACCGUCACAAACGUUCUAAAUCUAGGUCAAGAUCUCUGGGUCGCGAUGAUCUCCCAGAGGACUCUGAGCGUCGACACAAGAAAGCCAAGUCUAGAAGGAAUCAUCCUGCCGACGACCUCACCAAAGAUGCGAAGGCCCCGGUAAACACUUCUGCCCCGCAGGGUGAAACAGAAGAGGAGUAUGACGCACGUUUAGAACGUGAGGAAAACGAGAGACUUGCCGCGGAACGAAGGCGGCAUCUAGAGCGCUUCAAACAGCUUGAUGACACCACACCCAAAGACGGCAUCAGAUUCAAGGGGCGCGGACGUAUGAAGUUCAUAGACCCGGAGAUCUCUCAACGUCAAUCAUGA
Molecule: messenger RNA, 498 nt
Organism: Pleurotus ostreatus (oyster mushroom)
Lineage: Eukaryota; Fungi; Basidiomycota; Agaricomycetes; Agaricales; Pleurotaceae
Exons: 3
Coding region: 1-498 (165 amino acids)
Source: RefSeq, a predicted model, not a curated record